Messenger RNA from Symbiodinium sp. CCMP2456, 768 nucleotides. NCBI's taxonomy places the organism in Eukaryota, Dinophyceae, Suessiales, Symbiodiniaceae. The record is from the annotation of a GenBank genome assembly.
AUGCCAUCUAAUGCCAUCCUUCUUUUUGGAGCUGUGGCACGCAGCGGCACCAGCUUUAUCUACACGUCGGGAAAUCACGAUUGGCUGUUGGAGGGCCAGCAAGGAGCUUCUAGUUACGAUGCUGCCCGAAUACCGGAGCUGGCAUCAACUCUCAGGCCGUUCUACGAGCAGAGCCUUUCAAACGGAGGGUCAUGCUAUAUGUCUUUGGGCGACUGGAGUCGGCCCGGUGCGGGUAUCCUGUAUGGUUGCACAAUGGUGAAGGGGUUAUUGUUGCUUUUCAUCGACAACUCCAACUACCAAGUGGACGCGGACCAGCUGGAAUUCACCCGCCUACAAGUUGAAAGCGCGAGCAAAGACACUCCCAUCGUCAUUUUGUUGCACAUCCCGUUAAUGCUUCCUGGCGCGACAUUGGCGGCAAAAGAGCUUUGUGGUCAUGCGCAAUGGGGUGCUGCGACUGACACAUUGUGGCAAGUGGAGGGCAGGCCAAGAUGGCCGGCCGGCAACUUGCAAAGCACUCUUGACUUCAGGGACUUGCUGCAGGCGAAGGCUGCCCCAACAGGUCCCGUGGUAGCUGUUCUCUCAGGGCACACGCACGAGGACGCGGUCGUUUCCCUUAGCCUGCCCGCAGAUGCCUGUGAACCGUCGGGUCGAUCCUGGACGGUGCGUUCAGAGGGCGGACGCGAGAAGACGCAGGAGGUUUCUGGAGCCCUCCAGUACACCACGCAUACCGCCGCAGAAGGGGCCUACCGGGUCCUCACCAUCUAUUGA